This is a messenger RNA of Linum trigynum, 3241 nucleotides long. The record is from the annotation of a GenBank genome assembly. NCBI's taxonomy places the organism in Eukaryota, Viridiplantae, Streptophyta, Magnoliopsida, Malpighiales, Linaceae.
GUGUCGCUCCCCAUUACCCUUCCCUCCCUCCAUAAAUACCACGCCUCCCCCUUCCCCAACCCUUCCCCAAUUUUCUCUCUCAAACAGACAAACAAAUCAAAAAAUUCAAAUUCGAUUUCUUCUUCUUCUUCCUCCUCCUGCAAAAAGUAACUCCCACUACUCAAUACAAACUUCAUGAGGUACGAAAACAUACGAGACGGCGCCAUGGCACUCCCUACCGACCAUCUCCCCAACCGCCGCCUCAAGCUCGGCGCACUCCUCAAAUACGACCUCCCCACCGUCCUCCGUUCGGACAACGACGACGAAACCAAUCACAACAACAAGAACAUCACCAGCAGCAGCCCAACGAAUUCCUCCAGCGUCACCAGCACGCCUCGGAACUCCAACAGCAGCGGAACUCCCAGCAGCGACCACGCCUCUUCCUCUCCGCGCACCACCGGCUCGCCGUACGCCGGCGGCCAAUUGUUCUCCCCCUGGAACGUCAACAGCGCCCACCACCCGCUGUCUCCGUACAUGAAAUCCCCCUGGAUUAUCCCUUCCCCUGCGCUCUUCCCCAACGACGGCACCGGCAGCGGGGACAGCCUCAUCGGAUCCAUCGUCCGCCAGGAGGGACACGUCUACUCCCUCGCCGCUUCGGGGGAUCUGCUCUACACCGGAUCUGAGAGCAAGAACAUACGCGUGUGGAAGAACCGGAAGGAGUUCGCCGGAUUCAAAUCCAACAGCGGAUUGGUGAAGGCAAUCAUCCUCCACGGCGACAAGAUCUUCACCGGACACCAGGACGGCAAGAUCCGGGUCUGGAAGGUCUCAUCCAGAUCCCCCGGCGCGUACCGGCGGAUCGGCAGCCUGCCGACUCUAAAAGACUCGCUGAAAAGCUCUGUAAAUCCGAAGAACUACGUGGAGGUCCGGCGGAGGAAGAACGUGCUCAAAAUCAAGCACUACGACGCCGUUUCGUGUUUGGCCUUGAACGCCGACCUCGGCCUUCUCUACUCCGGAUCCUGGGACAAGACGCUCAAAGUGUGGCGAAUCGGAAACUACAAUCACGACAAUAAUAACAAUACUACGAUUAAUUCGUCGGAUUAUAAGUGCGUGGAGUCGAUUAACGCACACGACGACGCGAUAAACGCGGUGGCGACGGGAUUCGACUCGCUGGUGUUCACCGGGUCGGCGGACGGGACGGUGAAGGUGUGGAAGAGGGAGCUGGAAGGGAGAGGCAGCGUCAAGCAUUUCCUCGUCCAGACGCUGCUCAACCAGGACAGCGCCGUCACGGCCCUGGCGGUGAGCGACGAAUCGGCGGUGGUCUACUGCGGGUCCUCCGACGGGCUGGUCAACUUCUGGGAGGGAGAGAAGCAGCUCUCCCACGGCGGAGCGCUGAGGGGCCACAAAUUGGCGGUGCUCUGCCUGGCGACGGCGGGGAGCCUGGUGUUCAGCGGCUCCGCGGACAAGACCAUCUGCGUGUGGCGGAGGGAGCUCUCCGGUGGGGACCACGUCUGCCUCUCCGUGUUGACGGGCCACAGUGGGCCCGUCAAGUGCCUGGCCGUUGAGGAGGAGGAGGAGGAUGACGCGCGUGAUGCGGGUGGUGAAUCGGACCAACGCUGGAUAUUGUACAGCGGGAGCUUGGAUCGGUCGGUCAAGAUCUGGCGCGUGGAUGACCACGCUCCGGAGUGGCGAGAGUACCACCACCACUCGCCGAGGAAUAGUUACUACAGUAACAACUGCUACGGUGGUUACGAUUACCAUUCUCCUUCACCUCCCACGCCAGCUGACAAGAAAAGGCAGUGAAGAAGUAAAAGUAAAUUAAAAAAAAAAAAAGGAAAAAGUAUAGACGCGCGAGGCACGUGGAUGUACCAGGACGUGCCAUGUGUGCGGGUUCUCGAAUGACGUCGAAGUGAAGGUACAAUGACGUUACGGUGGAGCGUGGACCACGCGAUUCUUCGACGCAACUCCAGCGUGAAGGGCCGGCCCAAACCCGAUUUUUUUAGAUGAAAGCAGGCACAGACCAAGGCCCGGAAGGAGAGAGUGGGGCCCGUUGAACCACCCCCAUGACUUUAUUUUUGGCAACUUUUGGGGUUCGUUUUGCUCUGUGUAACGACUCUCAAGCAAUGUGUACAAAGAGUUUUUUUUAUUUUUUUGGUUUUUUAAUUUCAUUUCUUGUUCUUCAAUUAAAAGCCACUUUUGGAACAGAAAAGUACUACUUUUUUGUUAUAUAUAUGGUUUACCGUACGUGUGAAGACUAGCUAGCAAGAAAGGGUUUGUGGUGUGAAGUGUGUAUAGCAAGAAAAUGAAACAGGAUGGGAAAAAGUGUGUUUUUCAUCCAAAGUGUGUUGUCUUUCUUUGUAGUAGGUAUUGAUCUGUUGAACUUUUAAGUAGGAGUGACUGUAAAUAUACGCCUUCUUCUCUUAAUAUCCGAGUGUUGUAGUUGCUUUUCUAGUUCUACAUAAAGCUUGUUUCUUUCGGUAGAGUAUUGAAUAUUGAUCCAUGUGGACAGCGGUGAAUCUGAACACAUAAAAGCACUGGGCCGAGUUUCAUUACAAAAUUGAAUAGUAAAAAAACAUAAUGAUUAUAGUUUUUUUCCAAUGUAAAUUGUACACGACGGUAUUUUAAUUUAGUGAUGCAUCAAUAAUGGAGGCUACAUCCAUACCAAUAGUAUACACUGUUUCAAAUAAAAUACUUGAGCAAUCGGCAAGAAAUUCAUCGCUCAUUUUGUUGAGCAAAUCAGUUCUCACAUAUUUCAUUGUUGAAAAAGUUCUCUUCGUAGUAGCUGUUGAAACGAGCAGCAUUAACACUAGACAAAUCAAUCGACUAAUCAAUUGACAUUGUGUGUCAAUCCCUGCAUCCACCAACUACUCUAGUAAGUUUUCAAGGGAACAAACCUCAUAUUUCUUUUAGUUUUUUACGUUUUAAACUUUUAGAAUUUUAGGUUUCAUUGUUUUUUUUUAUAUGCAUAAUCUUUUGGGCUAAAAUUUAAAGGCUAAAUUAAGAGUAGUGAUUUGAAUAUGGUCAUCUGAAUCAUUUUUCUAGUUAUACCCAAUUUUAUUAUAAAAUCACACUAGGCCGAAUGCCUAAAAUCGAAAAAUUCAUAAGGACUAUACUAAUUACGGAUCCAGAGGAGGGCUGGGCCGGGGCCCGGGGUGGCCACCCCCUGGAUCCGCCACUGCAUGUGGAAGUACAAAUGUUUCAAGGGCAGUGUUAUGUGCAUAGAUGAGAGGUUGACCAAAGUUUAGAACAAAUAUAACAAUUUACU